This is a messenger RNA of Caenorhabditis bovis, 3075 nucleotides long. NCBI's taxonomy places the organism in Eukaryota, Metazoa, Nematoda, Chromadorea, Rhabditida, Rhabditidae. The record is from the annotation of a GenBank genome assembly.
AUGGAGGAGUAUGAGCUACUCGUCGAAAACGAAUAUGGAGUUAAUGUUGUCAUUGUUUGUGUACUUCCUGAGACGGGAAGCUGGCUACUGGUGGGAGAAUAUUUAACAGAUGUUGUCAGUGGCGAAGUAUGGAAAGUCGGAUUGCUAUCAGUUGAGGUAGAAGUGCUUAUUGGGCUACUCUUAACAGUUGAGGUUGGUGAUCUUCUGCUCGUUGAUAAAGGAACAGAGGAUGUUCCGCUACUGGGUUCAGUCGUUGAAACGGAAGAAGUUGUGGAACUGAUCGGAUUGCUAUUCGUUGUUGAAAUUGCUGAAGCGCUAGUUGUGCCACUGCUAGGUCCAGUCGUGGAAACUGAAGAAGUUGUGGAACUGAUCGGAUUGCUAUUCGUUGUUGAAAUUGCUGAAGCGCUAGUUGUGCCACUGCUAGGUCCAGUCGUUGAAACUGAAGAAGUUGUGGAACUGAUCGGAUUGCUAUUCGUUGUUGAAAUUGCUGAAGCGCUAGUUGUGCCACUGCUAGGUCCAGUCGUUGAAACUGAAGAAGUUGUGGAACUGAUCGGAUUGCUAUUCGUUGUUGAAAUUGCUGAAGCGCUAGUUGUGCCACUGCUAGGUCCAGUCGUUGAAACUGAAGAAGUUGUGGAACUGAUCGGAUUGCUAUUCGUUGUUGAAAUUGCUGAAGCGCUAGUUGUGCCACUGCUAGGUCCAGUCGUUGAAACUGAAGAAGUUGUGGAACUGAUCGGAUUGCUAUUCGUUGUUGAAAUUGCUGAAGCGCUAGUUGUGCCACUGCUAGGUCCAGUCGUUGAAACUGAAGAAGUUGUGGAACUGAUCGGAUUGCUAUUCGUUGUUGAAAUUGCUGAAGCGCUAGUUGUGCCACUGCUAGGUCCAGUCGUUGAAACUGAAGAAGUUGUGGAACUGAUCGGAUUGCUAUUCGUUGUUGAAAUUGCUGAAGCGCUAGUUGUGCCACUGCUAGGUCCAGUCGUUGAAACUGAAGAAGUUGUGGAACUGAUCGGAUUGCUAUUCGUUGUUGAAAUUGCUGAAGCGCUAGUUGUGCCACUGCUAGGUCCAGUCGUUGAAACUGAAGAAGUUGUGGAACUGAUCGGAUUGCUAUUCGUUGUUGAAAUUGCUGAAGCGCUAGUUGUGCCACUGCUAGGUCCAGUCGUUGAAACUGAAGAAGUUGUGGAACUGAUCGGAUUGCUAUUCGUUGUUGAAAUUGCUGAAGCGCUAGUUGUGCCACUGCUAGGUCCAGUCGUUGAAACUGAAGAAGUUGUGGAACUGAUCGGAUUGCUAUUCGUUGUUGAAAUUGCUGAAGCGCUAGUUGUGCCACUGCUAGGUCCAGUCGUUGAAACUGAAGAAGUUGUGGAACUGAUCGGAUUGCUAUUCGUUGUUGAAAUUGCUGAAGCGCUAGUUGUGCCACUGCUAGGUCCAGUCGUUGAAACUGAAGAAGUUGUGGAACUGAUCGGAUUGCUAUUCGUUGUUGAAAUUGCUGAGGCGCUAGUUGUGCCACUGCUAGGUCCAGUCGUGGAAACUGAAGAAGUUGUGGAACUGAUCGGAUGGUUAUUUGUUGUUGAAAUUGCCCUAGUUGUAGUAAUCGGAGAACUUGAAACUGAUAGUGUUUGUGGAGACGUUCCACUGCUCGGGCUACUGUUGGCAGUAGGAUUUGUCGCAACCGUUGUGGAUUCACUGCUGAGGGAAGUUUUGGUUGGAGAUGCCGGAUGCGAUGAAGCGCUGGUUGGGUUACUAUUAGCAGUUGAACUUGAAGAAACUGUUGUUGUUUUAAUAGUCUCCACGCUCCAGAGCGUUGUUGAUGAUAUCUGCGACACUUAUUACAAGGAGUUCAUCUAUUUCAAGGAUAAUAUACCAAAGUCAUUAGUUUUUAUUGUCGAUGACUUUGAUUAUGAAACUUUAAUUUGCGAAUACUCGCCGGAUGGAAAAUAUUUCAUCAUCAUCGGAGAGGAAGCUCAUUUCUGUUUGUACAGAUCAGAUCCAUUAGACUUUCUGCACGAAAGAACUGUUCAAAAUACAUUGGGGUGGACCAAAAUUCGAAGCAUUUCAUUUUCACCAAGCGGUUCAAUGUUUAUGUUGAAUGGUAUCAAGCACAAUGGAAAUGGGGAAGUGUCCGUAUUUUCUAUUAAUGAUGAAACAUCAGAAGUUCAUUUUGUGAGUCGCGUUGAAUCAAACCCAUCUGAUUUUCAAGCUUGCUGGUUUGACGACAAACAUAUUUUAAUUGGGGAACUUCACAAUUUCACUUUCCAUAGUCCACUCGGCUCAUCAAUUACCCAAAUUUGGCUAUGUUCUGUUGAAAGAAUAUCAUCCGAAUCGAUAUUGGUUCCUUUGGUCAGAUUUUUGAACAAAAGUGGACAUAUCGUAAAUCCCAUAGUGAGCAACUGCGUCUCUCCUCGAUUCCGCCGAAUUAUUCAAAUGUCUGAAUUGGCAAAAGCCGAAGGAAAAACAUUGAAAGAAAAAGUGGAGGAGCUUGCAUAUGAUGCUGAUCUCGAUGAAGGAAAUAUCCAAGGUCUUAAAAGAAUCUUGGAUCAAGAACAGGAAUGUUAUCACUGCUAUCUCAAACAUGUCCUAUCGGAUAGCGAAUACGGCUCAAGCAGAACACUCAAACGAUUUGAGAAGCAUGAAGAGCAGCAACAGGCAAACGACGUUGAUAGUAUCAUGUCGCAAUUUGAUUAUCAGGACUAUCAUAUUGACUUUGGUGGUCAAAUAGAUAGUUUACGUAUGUCCGCAGAUUCCAAAAUGUUGUACGUCAGUGUUGAAAUGAUUGACAGGAAUCAUGAUAAUGAAGAGAUUGGAAUUGUGCAUGAGAUAAAGUCUGUUGACUUAGAGAAAAUGAUAUUUGACCCAAUUGGUUUGCGAGGAAAAAUGAAACCCAUGCAGCGGCAUUACGUCAGCGCGAAUUGUACGCUGAUAGCAAGUUUCACAACUACAAAAACUCUUCUCUGGUCAAAGGGACAUCGUGGACCGUACAUUCUGAAAACGGAAAUUGAUGGGGAAGUUUCAUGCGUUGCACUUCAUCCAUCUCAAAAUACAAUGAUUGUAACGACUGGAAGAAAAACGCUGAUAUAUUCUGCUUAA